GCCGAGCCAUGCAGGCGCCGCAGCAGCCCCCGCCGCACGCCGCGCGCCCCCUCGUCAACCCCGACGAGUAUGGCGAGGUCGACACGUCCAGGUACCCGGAGCCGAAGGAGGCGACGCACAAGGUUCGCGGGCGCAGCGACGUGCUGGAGCUGGUGUGCGGGCCGGGCACGGUGGACCCCGAGCUGCUCACCGUCAAGACCUUCUACUUCUUCUUCUACUCGGCGUUCGGCUCGCUGUUCCCGCUGAUGGGCGUGUACUUCAAGCAGAUGGGCAUGAACGCCGGCCAGUGCGGGCUGCUGAUCGGCACGCGGCCGUUCGUGGAGUUCCUGUCUGCGCCGUUCUGGGGCGGGCUGGCGGACCGCUGGCGCAAGGGGCGGCCACUGCUGUUGGCGUCGUUGGGCGCGUGGAUCGUGUUCACGCUGCCGCUGAGCUGGGUGCAGCCGACGGCGGUGUCGUGCGUGGCGCCGGUGAACGGCACGUCGUACCGGCUGGAGUCGCCACGCUACGAUGAGGAGCCGCUGCCGGGCGCGACGCGUUCGUUCCGCGUGCCGGUGGCGCGCGCCGGCUCGCCGCUGCCGGUCUCCGACGCGCUCAACUACGACGCCGACGCCAACUCGGACUGGGUGACGCCGCUGCACUCGUUCAUCGUGUACACGACGCCGGACAUCCAGAAGACGUUCUUCCUGCUGCUACUGUUGGUGGUCAUCGGCGAGUUCUUCAGCGCGCCCGCCAUCACGCUCGCCGACUCCGCCGUCAUCACACUGCUGGGGGAGGACGCGGACAGGUACGGCCACCAGCGCAUGUUCGGGUCGCUGGGCUGGGGGCUGGCGAUGUUCUUCGUGGGCAUCGCGCUGGACCACAGCACGGCGUUCAGCACGCACCCGUGCGGCGGCCCGCAGCGCUACGAGAAGAACUACACCAUCUGCUUCGCCACCUUCUCCGUGCUCAUGGGCGCCGCGCUCAUUACCGCCACGCAGAUCAAGUUCAAGUACGAGGAGGUGGGGGAGGAGGUGGCGGUGGUGACGGCGCCAGCGGAGCCCACGCAGGAGGAGCGCCUGCAGCAGCAGCUCGCCGAGCAGCUGCAGCUGCCGGGCCUCGACACCGGCGCGCCGCCGCCGCCCAAGCCCGCGCUCGAGCACGCCAAGGUGUUCGCGCAGACGACGCGCGAGAUGCCGGAGUGGGUGACGGUGCUGCGGCAGUUCCAGAACGUGAAGGCGGCGUCGUUCCUGCUGGUGGCGUGGUGGAUGGGCUUCGGCAUCGGCCUCAUAUUCACCUUCCUCUUCUGGCAUCUGCAGGACAUCGGCGGGUCGCCGACGCUGUUCGGCGUGGCGUCAGUCAUCAACCACAUCUCCGAGAUCUUCGCCUACUUCUUCAGCUUUAAGCUCAUCACGCAGAUGGGCCACGUCAAGGUGCUGUGCCUUGGUCUGGCGGGCAACGUGGUGCGGUUCCUAUACAUCUCGUGGCUGACGCGGCCGUGGUGGGUGCUGCCGUUCGAGUUCGUGCAGGGCGUGACACACGCCGCCGUGUGGGCCGCCUGCUGCUCCUACAUCGCCCACGGCGCGCCGCCCAACCUGCGCUCCUCCGCGCAGGGAGUACUGCAAGGUCUGCACCACGGGCUGGGUCGCGGGUGCGGCGCGGUGCUGGGCGGCAUGGCGGUGGCGCGCUGGGGCACGACGCGCACGUUCGCGGGCUACGGGCUGCUGUGCGGGGUGGCGCUGGCCGCCUUCGCCUUCGUCAAUUUCCGCGACGCAGGCGAGGAGCCGCCGCCGCCGGCCGUGGCGGACCCCGGCGUGCUGGCGCCGCACGGCGUGCCCGCCUGCCCCAUCCCCCGCGCGCUCUCCUCCACGCGCCUCUCCGACCUGCAGCACGACAACUACGGCGCCACGCAGAACUACAGCGGCGCGGAGACCCUGGGCGUGCCGGGCGCCGCGCCGGUCGCCGCGCCGGCCGUCUCCCCCGGCAACCCGUUCGUGUCGGGGGCCUCGCCCGCCGCCGGCCCCGCCUACAGAUAGGCGCCCCCAGUAUUACCCGGGAAGCCGUGUCCGUCGUAACUCGUAACUCCCCACGACCCGGACCUCGCCCUGCUGCUCGUGAGCGGGGCCUCGCCGGUACUCGAGAGCGCGGCCCGACCGCGCGCGUCCGGCGUCGUGCUGUCUAUGUUGCCGAACGCCGGUCUACUUACGUUUAAGCGCAAUUUUCGUUGAAGACAUCCGUUAUGCUGCAUGCGUGUUCCGGGGCACGGAUAAAAUAAUUUCGUUACGUUUGUUGAAUAUUUUAAUGACUAUCGAUCUAGACGUAGGUAAAGUAUUAUAACUGUAUGUAUUUUGUAACGUACGUGUCGUCCCGCCCCGGGGCUCGCGGCGCCACUCGGCCGCGGGCCGCGGGGCCGUCGUCCGGGGGCGGCCGGGGGGUGGGGCGCGGGGAGGGGGAGGCGAGGCCGCGCCGCCGGCCGCGGGAUCGUCGAAGCACAAAGUACCGCCGCGCCGUCCGCCGGACGACCCCGCUUUUGUAAUAUUCGUUAGGGCCGCGCGCCGCGCGGGUGCGCGGUCCCGCGUGCGAAGUGAACUACAGUGUCAUAUCAUGGUGUGAUGAGCUAGAUGUAGGCGGUAUCUCUAUUUUGUCGAUGACGCGGUGGCCGCGUACCGGUCGCGCGUGUACUCCGUGCGUUUACAUUUGUUGGAAAGAUAUUCAUAUACAUGUUUAGGGCCGCGGCGCCGCCGCACCACUCUUUAUAUAUUUUUGCACUGCGCGAGGCGCGGCUUGCGAUACUUCGACUUCGAAUAUUAUUAUACCGAAUAUAAAUGUUGAUCUAUUCUA
This is a messenger RNA of Aricia agestis (brown argus), 2817 nucleotides long. It is a transcript of the gene jef, whose product is annotated as major facilitator superfamily domain-containing protein 6. Gene Ontology annotation, cellular component: membrane. NCBI's taxonomy places the organism in Eukaryota, Metazoa, Arthropoda, Insecta, Lepidoptera, Lycaenidae. The coding region runs from base 9 to 2012 and encodes 667 amino acids. The transcript is spliced from 9 exons. The record is from RefSeq and is a predicted model, not a curated record.